Molecule: messenger RNA, 360 nt
Organism: Acaulospora morrowiae
Lineage: Eukaryota; Fungi; Glomeromycota; Glomeromycetes; Diversisporales; Acaulosporaceae
Source: the annotation of a GenBank genome assembly
GAAGUUCUAGCGGCUUUGCAGAAAGUGAUACCAAAGAAUUUAUCAAAAGAUAGGAAAAAGAAAGCGGAGGACAAGGAUGUGUAUCGUGGAAUUAAUCUCCAAAUGGCAUAUUACUUCAAACCCACAGAAGCGAGGCAUUCAAUUCUAUUGAAGGACAAAAAUGUCACAUACCAAGGCUUCAGCAUAUUUCGAAAAACCCUGGUGAUUAUUGUCGAGCCCUUGGGCGGGAUCAUUGAGUUUGGUGGUGGCGUCAAGGUUGCAUCUUCGAUGUCAAUUGAUGACUACAUGGGUCAGGAGUAUUCCUCUGACGUUGACGAACCCAGUGAUCAGCAGACUAACCAAAUUAUAACAAUCGAUUAG